Aspergillus saccharolyticus JOP 1030-1 is the source of this 1060-nucleotide messenger RNA. RefSeq names its product H(+)-transporting V1 sector ATPase subunit D. Gene Ontology annotation, molecular function: proton-transporting ATPase activity, rotational mechanism. The record is from RefSeq and is a predicted model, not a curated record. The transcript has 8 exons. Gene Ontology annotation, biological process: vacuolar acidification. NCBI's taxonomy places the organism in Eukaryota, Fungi, Ascomycota, Eurotiomycetes, Eurotiales, Aspergillaceae. Gene Ontology annotation, cellular component: fungal-type vacuole membrane; vacuolar proton-transporting V-type ATPase complex. The coding region runs from base 100 to 945 and encodes 281 amino acids.
UAUCAGUUAAUCGUCAUAUCAGACUGACUACGUAUCGGUCAUUCCUCCUUCUGCUCUUGCUAUUCGUGGCCUUUGUGUGUUGUCUCAGCGCAUAUAACCAUGUCGGGUGCAGUGGGCCGUGAGGCAGUCUUCCCGACUCGCCAGUCGCUCGGGUUGAUGAAGGGUAAAUUGAAGGGCGCCGAAACCGGUCACAGUCUACUGAAGCGCAAAUCCGAAGCUCUCACCAAGCGUUUCCGCGAAAUAACACGCCGCAUCGAUGAAGCCAAACAAAAAAUGGGCCGCGUCAUGCAGAUCGCCGCCUUCUCGCUGGCCGAGGUGAGCUACGCCGUCGGCGGCGACAUCGGCUACCAAGUGCAAGAGUCAGCCAAGCAGGCGCGCUUCCGGGUGCGGGCUAAGCAGGAGAACGUGUCCGGUGUGCUGCUGCCGCACUUUGAGAGCUACACGGAGGACUCGAUCAAUGACUUCGGGUUGACGGGGCUGGGCAAAGGUGGGCAGCAAGUGCAGCGGUGUCGGGAGACGUAUGCGCGGGCGGUAGAGACGUUGGUGGAGUUGGCGAGUUUGCAGACUGCAUUUGUUAUUUUGGAUGAGGUGAUUAAGGUUGUGAAUCGGAGAGUGAACGCCAUUGAGCAUGUUAUCAUCCCCCGGACGGAGAAUACGAUCAAAUAUAUCAACUCCGAGCUGGACGAAUUGGACCGCGAGGAAUUCUACCGUCUCAAGAAGGUCUCCGGCAAGAAACAGCGAGACACCGCUGCCGCCGACGCCGAGAUUCUGGCGCAGCGCGAGAAGGCCAAGGCGAAAGCAGAGGCUGCCGCGGCAGCAGCAGCCAACGGAGAGGGCGCGCCCACCGAGGAGGCCCAGGAGGAAACGGCAGAAGCCGCAGAGGAGGAAGCUCUCGAGGCACCGGACGUGCUCGGCGAGCAGGAAGAUGCCGAUGUGAUUUUCUAAGUCUAGCGCAGCGAUGUCCCCCUUGUACCUCUUGUCAUGUACCUAGUAUACUUCCUAGCUGUUCCUAUGCAUUGUUUAAGAGAUUUUUUUGUUUGGUACCCCACCAGUGAGAAGA